UCACUUCAAGAUGGCGUUGCGCACGGUAUGUGCUGCUACCUUGCGAAGUGGGACAGACUUAGGGGUCAAUAAUGUGAGGACACUUGUCACAUCAGCGUUCCUGUGUGGACGGAGACCUGCCUUGGGGCCAAUGCCAAAUGAGGAGAUAAACGUGAGGAAGCUGGAGUCCCUGGAGAAGUAUCGCAGCUACGGCCGUUACUUAAAACAUGCUGAGGAGGCAAAGAAUAAACCUGUCUGGUGGAAGACCUACAGGAGCUACGUGGAAAAAGCCGAUCCUGAGCAUGGUGCAGAGCGAGUGGACAUUGGACUGCCAUACUCUGGAUCCUCCAGGACCAAACAGCUGAUGGAGAGGAGACAGGUGAUGAAGGAUAAGAAGAAGAACGUGGAGCUGGAGAGGGCCUCUCGUCUGCGCACUCUUAAAAUCCCUCUGGAUCAAGUGCAGGAAACCUGGGCGAAGACCAGUGGUCCGUUUCAUAUAAGGAGACUGGCGGACCACUAUGGGGUCUUCAGAGAUCUCUUCCCGAUGGCGUAUUUUCUACCUCAAGUCUCACUCCACAUCUGCUAUGGCCAGGGCAACGCUGGUCAAGUGCAUUAUGGGAAUCGACUGACACCAACUGACGCAGCGUCUGCCCCCCAGAUCAGCUUUGAUGCAGAGGAGGGCUCCCUGUGGACUCUUCUGCUCACCUGUCCAGAUGAGCAUCUUCUGGACAAUGAGGCGGAAUACAUCCACUGGCUAGUAGGGAACAUACCAGGCGGAGCAGUGCAGGCUGGGGAAGAGCUGUGUCACUACCUGCCCCCCUUCCCCGCCAGAGGAACAGGCUUCCACCGCUACGUUUAUGUCCUCUUCAAGCAGGAGGGACCAAUCGGCUUCCAGGAGGAUGCCAGGCCAUCACCAUGCCAUUCUCUGGUGGAUCGUACAUUUAAGACGGUGGAUUUCUACAGAAAGCACCAGGACCAUAUGACACCUGCAGGCCUGGCCUUCUUCCAGUGCCAGUGGGAUGAUUCUGUCACCAGCACCUUUCACAACACACUCAACAUGAGGGAGCCGGUGUUUGACUUUAUCUGGCCUCCAGUGUACCACCCUCCACAGGUCAAAUUCCCCCAGGGACAGCCCCUGCGUUACCUGGACAGAUACAGAGAUGGAAAGGAGCACACCUAUGGAAUAUAUUGAUUGUGAGACACAUGUUCACAGAGAGGAGAAAACACACUUCCUUGCAAAUGUGUAGUGAUGUAUGGCAUAUUUAUGUUAAAUAAUAAAGCUUUUUUCAACUGU
Messenger RNA from Chelmon rostratus (copperband butterflyfish), 1273 nucleotides. RefSeq names its product mitochondrial ribosomal protein L38 (gene mrpl38). NCBI's taxonomy places the organism in Eukaryota, Metazoa, Chordata, Actinopteri, Chaetodontiformes, Chaetodontidae. The transcript is spliced from 9 exons. The record is from RefSeq and is a predicted model, not a curated record. The coding region runs from base 11 to 1171 and encodes 386 amino acids. Gene Ontology annotation, cellular component: mitochondrial large ribosomal subunit.